AUGAAGGAUGGUGAACGAUACAAAGCAUCGUCACUAGAGUCCAUCAGGCAUGGCAUUAACAGAUACCUUAAGGCUCCUCCGCACAGUAAAACGUUUGAUAUUGUGAAGGAUUCUUCAUUUAAUGACAGUAACUCAAACUUUAAAGCCGCCUUGACAGAAUCGAAACGUUUUGGACUAGGUGACGUUGAACAUUUCCCCGUUAUCAAUGAAGUUGAUCGUGAAACACUGUAUACAUCUAUGUUCCUAUCACCUGAUACACCAACUGGCCUGGCAAAUAAGGUUCAGUUUGACAUUAUACUUUAUUUCUGCAGAAGAGGAAUUGAAAAUAUGCACAGUAUGACUAAAUGUAGCUUCACAAUUAAAACUGACAUUAAAACAGGAUUGAAAUAUGUUACAAAGUCCAAAGAUGAACUUACCAAAAAUCAUCGGCAAUCAGAUAAGGAGCUUGUCUCGGAAGUAAUGCCAGAAUCACCAGGAUCUGUGUAUUGUCCUGUUGCCUCAUACGAGAACUAUAUUCGUAGAUUACAUCCAUCAAAUGAUCGCUUAUGGCAGAAACCAUUGGAUAGUUUUCCCACAGAAACUGAUGUCUGGUACUAUAAUAUGCCACUAGGAGAAAAAAAAAGUACAUUUAUGUCAGAACUCAGUAAGAAGUGUAAGUUGUCUAUUGUUUAUACCAAUCACUCUAUACGAGCAACUGGAGCCACAGUUUUAUCACAAAACAUGUAUGGAUCUGCACAAAUAAUGGCAGUCACUGGGCACAAGUCCGUACAGUCACUCACAACGUACCAGCGUGUUGAUACUGACGAGAAAAUUAAAAUGGGUAAAACUCUAUCUGAUAAUCUUGUGCAAAGAGCAGUUAUUGCUUCCAACCAUACAUCCAAUAGAUCUAAUAGUGAUGAUAGUGUGUCAUUUAUGGAACAAAUAUAGGAUAUUGACAUUGGGGAUAUUUUAGGAGACUUUGAUGACAACCGGCCGAAACCAAUUUAAUACAGACAAACAACCACAUGCAUGCAGUCGACAAAACCUCAGAGUCAGAUCUUCUAUGGCAAUGUAACUGUUAUACACAACCUUACCAUCAACAAGUAGUUGUGAUGAAAUAAUCACACUUGUCAUGUUGACAAAAACAUUUAUUUUUCAAUUUUGUACACAAAAAAUGUGUUGCAUGUUGACUUUGGCACUAUUUGUCGCCUAAAUGUAUUGAACAUCUUGUUUUAAUUAAUAUUGUUAUAUCAAGGUUAUUGAUAUUAAAUUGUUAUUGU
Mytilus trossulus (common blue mussel) is the source of this 1259-nucleotide messenger RNA. RefSeq lists its product as uncharacterized. Gene Ontology annotation, molecular function: DNA binding. The coding region runs from base 1 to 927 and encodes 308 amino acids. NCBI's taxonomy places the organism in Eukaryota, Metazoa, Mollusca, Bivalvia, Mytilida, Mytilidae. The transcript is spliced from 3 exons. Gene Ontology annotation, biological process: DNA integration; DNA recombination. The record is from RefSeq and is a predicted model, not a curated record.